Messenger RNA from Linnemannia hyalina, 738 nucleotides. The record is from the annotation of a GenBank genome assembly. Lineage: Eukaryota; Fungi; Mortierellomycota; Mortierellomycetes; Mortierellales; Mortierellaceae.
AUGGCUGUCCGUGCUCAAUUCGAAAACAAUAACGAGGUUGGCGUCUUCGCCAUGCUCACCAACAGCUACUGCCUGGUCGCCGUCGGAGGUUCCGAGAACUUUUACAGUGUCUUUGAGGCCGAGUUGAAGGAUGUGAUCCCCGUCAUUCACACCAGCAUUGCCGGCACCCGCAUCAUCGGCCGUCUCUGCGUCGGUAACCGCCACGGACUCCUUGUCCCCUCCACCACCACAGAUCAGGAACUUCAGCACUUGAGAAACUCGCUUCCCGACUCUGUUGCCAUUCAGCGUGUUGAGGAGAGACUUUCGGCUUUGGGUAACGUUAUUGCCUGCAACGACUACGUCGCAUUGGUUCACCCCGAUAUCGAUCGCGAGACUGAGGAGAUUAUUGCCGACGUCUUGAAGGUCGAGGUCUUCAGACAGACUAUUGCCGAUAACGUCCUCGUUGGAUCUUACUGCGCCUUGAGCAACCAGGGUGGUUUGGUUCACCCCCGCACAUCUAUUCAGGAUCAGGAUGAGUUGUCAUCAUUGCUCCAGGUUCCUUUGGUCGCUGGUACUGUUAACCGUGGUUCGGAUGUUAUUGGUGCCGGAUUGUUGGUCAAUGACUGGUGUGCGUUCGCUGGUUUGGACACGACCUCUACAGAGUUGUCUGUGAUCGAGAGUAUCUUCAAGCUCCAGGAUAACGGCCCCUCUGCCAUUGUCGAGGAUAUGCGUGAUUCCCUUGUCGACUCUAUGGUUUAA